AUGGAGUAUAUCUCUUACUUGGGUUGCGGUUUCUGUAGGUUUGUUAAUUUCUCAGAAAUGGUCCAAAAUUUUGGAUCAGCAUCGAUUCUAUUUCACUUUUUCUAAAAAAUCAAAGACCGAAGUUCCAAUUCAAAAACUUCUUUGAAAACCUAUCGAUAUUUCCAGCUUAUGUUGGUGCUUGUAUUUUUGGAGAUGAAGGAUUAGUUGUGACUUUUAUGCCAAUGUUUGUUCUUCCAAUGCUUGUUUUUGGUGGAUUCUAUAUUAAUGCCUUGAAUAUUCCGAAAUAUUUCAUGCCAUUCUCUUAUAUUUCUUGGUUCAAACAUGGUUUCGAAGCUUUGGAAGAGAAUCAAUGGAAUGGAAUUGAUGAUAUUCCUGGAUGUGGCAAUGUCACAAAUACUGGAGAAUAUUGUCCAGCUUCAAAUGGUUAUCAAAUUUUGCAAAGACGUGGAAUAACAACUCCAAUGGAAUGGAACAUUUUCAUUUUAUUUUCCUCAUUUUUUGUGUACCGUUUUAUUGGAAUGAUUGCUUUGAAUAUUAGAGUAAAGUAUGCGAAAUAAAUAUUUUUAUUUCUUGAAAAAAUGUUAUUUGUUUACACGUGACCCAUUUUUUUUGGAACUUCCCGAAAAAAAAGUAAAAACAAUUUUUAGUGUCAUUUUUUAAUUUAGUUUAUUUCCUAAAUUUGGUCGUGUAAAAAAUCAAAAUAAUAACAUUAUGGAUGAGUAAGUUGAACACAGUACUAUUCUAUUAUAUACUACAGUUAUAUAACAGUAUUUGUACAACGAAAUCUGAUCAAUUUUUUGUGUCACGUUAAAAAUUUUUUUUUCAGUUUUUUAUUUUUGUUUUGUUUUGUUUUUCAACGAGAUAAAAAUCUUGCCACGUCUCUUUUGUCAGAAAAUACGUGGCGGCCUUUUGCUUGUUUUUCUGGAUUUUGUCCAGUCAUUGAUAAUUUUUUGCGUCCGGAAAAUGGUGAGUGAGCAGAACAUCAAAAAUUGAAAAAAUGUUUUUGUUUUCAGAUUUUGCUUCAACAGUAAACCAAUACGCGAUGAUCGAAUGUUUCGCCUCAAUUGAAUCUACGGUAAAUAAUAAAUUCCUCUGGCCAGUUUUAAUUUUGAAUUUUUUAUAGCUGGCUUCAGAAAAAUUGGAGUCGGCCGAUUUACGACUAUUAUCAUCGAAAAACCGAUCGAAUGAUGAUUUUGUGAAGCUGACGUUUCAAUAA
Molecule: messenger RNA, 1216 nt
Organism: Caenorhabditis angaria
Lineage: Eukaryota; Metazoa; Nematoda; Chromadorea; Rhabditida; Rhabditidae
Source: the annotation of a GenBank genome assembly